Striga hermonthica is the source of this 332-nucleotide messenger RNA. Lineage: Eukaryota; Viridiplantae; Streptophyta; Magnoliopsida; Lamiales; Orobanchaceae. The record is from the annotation of a GenBank genome assembly.
GAUUGAGGAGAGAGGGAAAGUCACGCGCUAGGCAAAUCCGAUACGUCUCUCCUUUGGUAGGUGUAAAUGCCCUACAUCCUUAUACUUUCUCCAAUCGAAUCCCAAAACGUAAAAAAUGCAGCAAAAUAUGCCCAACCGAACUCCAAACUCAAACUCAAAAUGAGUUUUUACCCAUUUUCUCUCUCCUCAAACCCCAUAUUUGCAUUUUUACUGUAGCAAACGCAUUUCUCUUUUUCAUCUAUCAAUUUAGUCCUUCAUUUUAUCAAAAUGCCUCAUUUGUAUUAAAUUUAUAUUCUCCUAUUUUGUAUAUCUUAUAUAUAUAUAUAUAUGUU